This is a messenger RNA of Thunnus maccoyii (southern bluefin tuna), 2120 nucleotides long. It is a transcript of the gene mettl25, whose product is annotated as methyltransferase like 25. Bases 7 to 1890 code for a protein of 627 amino acids. Lineage: Eukaryota; Metazoa; Chordata; Actinopteri; Scombriformes; Scombridae. The transcript is spliced from 12 exons. The record is from RefSeq and is a predicted model, not a curated record.
CUGCUAAUGCCUAGGUGUACACCAGCAGUGGACUUCUUCUGUCCAUGCCGCAUUCACUCAGGUCUGCCUCAGAUAAGCUUUUUAAACAUGAUACCCUCCUCGUACAGCCUCAAAGAGAUUCAGCGACGGAUAGAUGAAGUCAAGCGGUUUCUGUCAGCAACAAUCAGCAUCGCAAACGCUCACACUGUGGAGUUUUACACUCACGACGUGUGGAACCGCUUCAUGGCCGUGUCACCAGAGGAGGUCCUGUCAGCCUUUAGUUCACGUAGUGACCAGCAGAGGGAGCCAGAGGUCAAAGGAAAAGAGCAAUCCAGUACUACGUUUGGGUUUUGCAAUGAUUCAAACCGGCUGGUUGAUACCCAUGAACUGUUGCAGGCGGCCAAGGCCCACUCUCUCCCUGGCCUUGGAGUCUGUAUGAGCAGGGUUGAACUACUGCAGGCCCUCAGACAAAACGGAUCUGACUCUGGUGAUCCACCAGCAGAGAUAGGUGCUGAGUUGGAGCCAGAUGAAUUUAUGAACUCCAAGAAAUCCCAUGAAGUCCAGUCCAUGUCUGAGGUGGUGGCUUGUCUGGCCAAGCGCUGUGGAGUCAAACAGGUGAUAGACAUUGGCUCAGGAAAGGGCUAUCUGAGCUCCUUCCUGUCUCUGCAGCACGGCCUUCGGGUCUACGGCAUCGACUCCUCCAGCACCAACACCCAUGGAGCCCAGGAGAGGAACAGGAAGCUCAAGAAGUUCUCCAGGGUGUACCAGAAACACAACAAGACCAUGAGAGCACAGGGAGAGGCCACACAAUCACCUCAGGAGGAGUUAAUAGAAAUAAAAUCUGGACUAAAUGGAGAAGAUGAUGUUUUAUAUGAUGCCGGGGCAAAAAUCGUAUCACAAGAGGAGGAGGAGAGGGCGCAACCUCCGGCGUUAAUCGGCUUAUCCAAUGUCGACCCUGCAGUGGAAGGGCAUUCAGAGCCAAACCCAGAAACGGAGGAGCUCUUCCUUAACGCCCUAUCAGUGGACGUGAUACAGCCUACGUCUCCCAGAGUUCCCCCCAGCCAACUGAGUGCUGAGGAGAGGGAGAAGAGGAAGAGGGAGAACCUGGAGAGGAAAGCUCAGAACAGAAACAACAGCGCCAGCGCCGUGUUUUCACCCCUCACAUCUUACGUCACUGCGGAAACGGAGCUCCGAGAGCUCAUCGACGAGCUGGAGGAUGCGGUCAUGGUCGGCCUGCACACAUGUGGCGACCUGGCUCCCAGCACCCUGAGGAUGUUUGUGGCAAAGUCGGAGCUGGCCGCAGUCUGCAGUGUGGGCUGCUGCUAUCACCUGCUGUCUGAAGAGUUUGACCCUGCCGGACAGGAGUGUUUGCGCGGUGUGUGCGGUUUCCCUCUCAGUCAGUACCUCCACGACCUCUCCUGGUUCUGCGGCAGAAACGCCAGGAUGUCAGCGUGUUUGGCAUUGGAGAGAGUUUCGCUAGGCCAAGGGAUUCAGAUGGAGUCUCUGUUCUACCGAGCAGUCCUUCAUGUUAUUCUGAGGGACCACUACAGCUCCUUUAAGAGUGAAAAGCGAGUGGGGAACGUCUACUCCAAGAGUAAAUCAUUCGUGGACUAUGUUCGUCGGGCUCUGCGCAGACUGGAUCUGGAUGAAUCGAAGCUCUCUGACUGCGACAUCCAGGAUUACCACGAUACACACAGGCCACGAAUGGCCGAGAUGCACGCCUUUAAUCUGUUGAAGGUGACCUUGGCUCCCUGCAUUGAGGGGUUGAUUCUUCUUGAUCGCCUUUGCUACCUGAAAGAACAGGAGGAGGAAUCAUUCUCUGCGCUGGUGCAACUCUUUGAUCCCCUGCUGUCACCAAGAUGUUACGCUGUCGUUGGACUAAAGAGUUAUGGAGACAGGAUUACAAGCUGAUGAACAAACGCAGAUGAUUACAGUGGUCCGACUGAGUGGUCGUGAUUAUCUGUGAUCAUAUCAGCAAUCAUACAUCAUGAAUGUAUUAUGUAUGUCUUCUCUGUGGCAUGUUUUUAUUUUGUCUAUGCUUUAAUCUUAAUUUUGUAAAUUAUUUAUGCAGUUCCAGUAUCAAUUUCAGUAGCAUCUUUUGUUUUAUACCCUUGAUGAAAAAUAAAUGCUCAAUAUUUCCA